AUGUGGUCUCUCUGCACUGGCCCCUCUCUGCAGGCCCCUGACUGCUGCCUGUGCUUGUUCAGAGCCAUCGAGGCCACAUGCCCUGUGGCCAGAGAGAUGCUUCCACUGGCGAGAGGCUUUGCCUCUUGCAGGAGCACCCAGACCCCAGCACCAAGUGAGAAGGAUGGGGCAGUGCGGCCUGCCAGCCCUGGGGAUGCAGAAGCCUGGCACUUAUGCUUCCGGCAGUUCAAGUAUUGCACGGUGACUGGGCUGCAGCAGGCACUGAGCCAGCUCUGGACACUCUGCCACCUGUGGCUGUGGCUCGAUACUUGCUCCAAGGAGCAGAUCCUGGAACUGCUGGUGCUGGAGCAGUUCCUGAGCUCGCUGACCUGCAAGAUGAGGUCCUGGGUGCAGUCACAGGGCCCCCAAACCUGCAGGGAGGCCACCAGCCUGGUGGAAGACCUCAUGCAGAUGUUCCAGCAGGAAGUUGUGGUAUCUCUGGACUCCGACGGUCACCAGGACAGGGGCACUGGUGAGGAGGAAGACAGGAACAGCAUGAGGUUGCCUAGGGCCCAGUCCCAGAGAGACCCAGCCCAGGCAUCUGAGCUGGCUCAGGAGGUGGCAGCUAUGGGGCUCCGCCAGGGGGACCAGUGGCUGGAGCUCGCCCAGUGGAGUCUGCACACCAAGGUGAGGGUCGAGUUCCUUGGCAUCUCAGGUGCCAUGGGGCCACAGCCUCAGCCUCCCAGCACGAAUGGGCUGGCCUUCAGGAAGGCAGACAGACUAAGGAUGCUGGAGCAAGAGGUCCCCAGGGGGGCCAACACAGGUGCACAGCGGGGGCCCAGUGCUACCACUACAGGGGCCGCUGAGGAGACCACGGCCACAGGGGGCGCUCGAGCCCCGAGGGCGCCCCUCAGCGGGCAGCCCUUGGAAUGUGCCGAGUGCGGCGAGGUCUCUCCCUGGGUCACCCACUUCAUUGAGCACCAGAAGGGUCACAACAGAGAGGUGCCCUUCCCGUGCCCCGAGUGCCGCAAGGGCUUCCUGCACGCCUCCGUACUGGCCGAGCACCGCAAGAUCCGUAGGCUGGAGCCGCCCAGGAAAAAAGCCCACCCGGGGGAGGGGCGCAGGGCCAAGGCCCGGAAGUCUCCCAGCAAAGCCUCUGGCCAGCCAGGCAACCGGUGUGCAGAUCCCUCCCACUACGGGAUGCGGUCCCCAGCCAGUCACAGCCCAGAGCGGCCCUUUGAGGGCAGCGUGUGUGGCAAGACCUUCCCCUGGAUGGCCCACCUCAUCAACCACCAGAAGCUGCACGCAGCCCCAUAA
This is a messenger RNA of Loxodonta africana (African savanna elephant), 1296 nucleotides long. It is a transcript of the gene ZSCAN1, whose product is annotated as zinc finger and SCAN domain containing 1. Lineage: Eukaryota; Metazoa; Chordata; Mammalia; Proboscidea; Elephantidae. The coding region runs from base 1 to 1296 and encodes 431 amino acids. The record is from RefSeq and is a predicted model, not a curated record. The transcript is spliced from 5 exons.